Effrenium voratum is the source of this 1383-nucleotide messenger RNA. Lineage: Eukaryota; Dinophyceae; Suessiales; Symbiodiniaceae. The record is from the annotation of a GenBank genome assembly.
CCUGACCCUAUCGGUGCAUCGUGCGCCCGGACCGCCGCGCAUGCGCCGGGCACUGCGCAAACUGGGGCCCGCUCUGGGAGCUGUCCCGGCGGGAUUUGCCUGGAUGGAUCGAGCGGAUCGGAAUGGAACAGCAGGCCCAUACAGCCACAACGGCUACUGCAACCAGUGCGCACCCAAGGUUGCACUUGCCGAGACACACAUCUUCCCAGGGCAUUGCGAGAAGCCAACGUUUGAAGAGUUCACCUCCUUCGAGACCUACAUCUUCGACUGCGAUGGGGUGAUCUGGGGCAUCUCGGACGAGGACUCCAAGACCUCGGUGGCCACGGUCAACUACCUGCUGAAGCUGAGCAAGCGGGUGAUGUUUGUCACCAACAAUUCCAACAAGACUCGGGCGCAGUUCGUCCAGCAGUUGGAGGGCAAGGGGGUGAACUUUGGAAGCAGAAGCAAGGAGCAGAAGCUGAGCAUGAUGGUGAGUGCCUCCUACACGACCGCUGCCUACCUCAAAGACUCCGAGCUUCAGCAUCCCUUCAUCAUUACCUCCGACACCGGAGUGUUGGAGGAGUGCCGCAUGCUUGGGAUCACCAACUACUUCGCGACCAUCGAUGACAACGGGAAGCCAGCCGCGGCCUUCGAAAAAAUGGACAUGGGCUCUGCGGCGGACGUGAUCAAGCAGCGCCCAGACGUGGACGCCAUUGUGGUUGGCUGGGAUAUGCAGCUCACCGCGCUCAAGGUGGGCGCGGCUGUGAACUACAUCAAGUGGCACGAAGACCUCUACUCCCAUGAGCCCGGCUACAAGGAGCUACCGCUCAUCGCCUGCUCCGGGGACACGGGGGGGGUCUUGGGGAAGACGCAGCACCUGGGGAAAGAGCUGAAGAUCCGCGCCAUCGGCAACGGCGCCAUGGCCGACAUCAUUGCCCGGAGCUUCGACCCUCCCAAGGUCUGGGUGGACAUGGGCAAGCCUUCAGAUGCGCUACUGGUGCUCCUUCGGAGCCCCCACGCCUACAAUGUGGACCUGAGCAAGGCCCUCAUGGUGGGGGACACUCUUCAGACGGACAUUGUCUUCGGCAACCGCGGAGGCAUGAAGACGCUGCUGGUGCUCACCGGGGUCACCAGCCAGAAGGAGCUGGAGGACGAGCUCCGCGCUGGGGGGCCUCCCAUUCGCAGGCCCACCUUUGUGCUGCCGAAGCUGGGCAGCUUUGUGGACUCGGGGCACAUCGGGUCCCGCGUCUGAGACGGCUGAGACGGCUGAGACGGCUGUGCAUUCCUGGCACCGAGCCGCAAGCCGGCUACCGAGUCGCCAGGUGGCUGAGCUACUGAAGGGAAUGCGCAUGUCGUUGGCGGAAUGCCUAGACCAUGCGAGGGUGACACCCGAAUGAAUGGCAC